Messenger RNA from Talpa occidentalis (Iberian mole), 4184 nucleotides. RefSeq names its product zinc finger protein 527 (gene ZNF527). Lineage: Eukaryota; Metazoa; Chordata; Mammalia; Eulipotyphla; Talpidae. Gene Ontology annotation, biological process: regulation of DNA-templated transcription. The transcript has 5 exons. The record is from RefSeq and is a predicted model, not a curated record. The coding region runs from base 214 to 2049 and encodes 611 amino acids.
CGGGGACUGCCUGGGAGUCUGUCCUGUCACUGCGUGUAACCGGGUGAGAGGCUGCAGGUGUGACGUUGAGCCAAUGGGUGAAGGUGUGUGUUGGACCUGUGCCCGCGGAUACAGCUGUGACUGAAUGCGUGUGACAGCGGGCCGUGUGGCCAUGACCGUCCGUCUCUGCAGGACUUUAUUCUCCAAAAGAGAACGUUGAAGAAGAAAGGUGGAAUGGCUGUUGGACUUUGUAAAGCCAUGUCCCAGGGAUUGGUGACCUUCAGGGAUGUGGCUUUGGAUUUUUCCCAAGAGGAGUGGGAACAGCUGGACCCAGCUCAGAAGGAUUUAUAUAGAGAUGUCAUGUUGGAGAACUAUAGGAACUUGGUAUGGCUUGGACUCUCCAUUUCUAAGCCCCAGAUGAUCUCCUUGUUGGAGGAAGGGAAGGAACCUUGGGUGGUGGACGGAGAGACGUCACAUGGUCACUGUGCAGAUUGGGAGUCUUGGUAUGAAAUCAAACAGUUAUCUCCAAAAUUGUACAUUGAUGAAGAAGAAAUACCCCCGAGGGUGAUAAUGGAAAGACUUACAAAUUAUGACCUUGAAUGCUCCAGGGUCAGUGAAGCCAAGGAAUGUGAGGACGUAUGUGAUCAGCAUGCGGGAAAUCGGGAGAGGAAUUUCAAGCAAAUGACAACUCUUGAAGAAAUCUCUUCUGUGAAAAGAGACAAUGACUGUAGUAAUUCUGAGAGAAGCAUUUUCUUCAAGUCAGUAAUUUUAACACAACAGACAGCUCCCACAGUAGAGGAAGUACAUAAAUGUGAUAUUUAUGAUAAAAUGUUCCCUCCAAAUUCAGUCUUAAUUGAAAAUAGAAGACUACAUGCCGAGACAGACUCUUUGCUACAUAGUGAAUAUGAAAAAUUCAAUCAGAAUACAUACCUUAGUAAAGAUACAGGAUUCCCUCCUAGGGAGAAAUCUUACGAAAAUACUGAUUUUUCAAAUCUUUUAAGCUUCCACUCAUUACUCAAUCAGCGUCAAACAACUCAUUUUGGAAAAUUAGCCCAUGGUUACGAUCAAUGUGGCAAUGCCUUUAGCUAUUACUCAUUCUUUGCUCAAGCUCAGAGACUUCACAGUGGGGAGAAACUAUAUGCAUGUAAUGACUGUGGAAAAGCCUUUAGCCAUGGCUUCUUUCUCACUGAACAUCAGAGGACUCAUAUUGGAGAGAAACCAUAUGAAUGCAAGGACUGUAACAAAGCCUUCAGGCAGAGCGCACACCUGGCUCAACACCAGAGAAUCCACACUGGAGAGAAACCUUUUGCGUGCAGUGACUGCGGGAAGGCCUUUAGUCGUUUUGCCUUCCUGGUGGAACAUCAGAGAAUUCACACAGGAGAGAAACCAUAUGAAUGUAAGGAAUGUAACAAAGCUUUCAGACAGAGCGCACACCUCAAUCAGCAUCAGCGAAUUCACACUGGAGAGAAACCUUAUGAAUGUAACCAGUGUGGAAAAGCCUUCAGCAGGCGCAUUGCCCUAACUUUGCAUCAAAGGAUUCAUACGGGAGAGAAACCCUUUAAAUGUAACGAAUGUGGGAAGACCUUUGGCUAUCGCUCACACCUAAAUCAACAUCAGAGAAUCCACACCGGGGAAAAACCCUAUGAGUGCAUCAAAUGUGGGAAGUUUUUUAGGACCGACUCACAACUUAAUCGACAUCAUAGAAUUCACAGCGGAGAGAGACCUUUCGAAUGCAGCAAAUGUGGAAAAGCCUUCAGUGAUGCUUUAGUUCUCAUUCAUCAUAAGAGAAGCCAUGCGGGAGAGAAACCCUAUGGAUGUAACAAAUGUGGCAAAGCCUUCAGUUGUGGUUCAUACCUUACUCAGCAUCAGAGAAUUCACACUGGAGAGAAACCCUAUGAUUGUAAGGAGUGUGGGAAAGCCUUCCAUCAGGUCUUGUCACUGAGGCUGCACCAGCGAAUUCACGCUGGAGAAAAACCCUAUAGCUGCAAUGAAUGUGGGAAUAAUUUCAGCUGUGUCACAGCCCUUAGGCGACAUCAGAAAAUUCACAAUAGAGAAACUCUCUCAUUAUAACAAGUAUAAGAAAGAAUUGCUCACCAGUCAGUCCUUAUUAACUAAAAAUCAACGAAUUCUUUGCUCAGUAAUUUUAUGAAUCUAGUACCUGUGGGAAAACCUUCAGCUCAUGAGCAUCCUUACUUAAAAUUGCCUGAAUGAUAGACAUUUACUUUUUGAUCUGUUUUAUGCCCUAUUUGAGACUUAGCUCACCCUCAGUGCUUAUGAUUCUGAUGAAACUGUUAGCAGUGGGUUGGCCAUAGUCUGGUUAAUUUCCUCCACCCAGUGAUGAUAAGGGAUUGGCAGAUGACCCUUUCUGGACCUGUAGAGCUCUUGGGGGGGAUGUGUUUUUAUGGGUAAUCAGAGCAAAUCUUGUUUUCUCUGGAAAUACAAGUGUCAAGAAUUUAGUAAGGUUAACAAUUCACUGGUAACCCUUUAUUUUGCCAUUACAUUAGGAAAGCUUCCUCAGGAUCCAACACAGAGCAUAGUGGAGAGGAGAAACAAGUCCAGCGACAUUGUUGGCUCUCCUUAGUCUGCUCGUGCCUGAUGACUAUGCCAUCCUUUUUCAUUUUUGUGAGCCAAUAAAUUUCCCUUUUUUGCAUAAGUUAAUUUGAACUGGAUUUUUGCCUCUUGGACUUAAUCCUGACUCAUAUACCAUAUGUUUGCUACUGUGAUGUCAAUGCUUAUCCCAACAACAAAACUUAAGUAUGGAAAGUUGAAUGCACAAUUUCCAUAAAGCUGAGAAAUUGUUCCAUUUGUUGAUAAAAAUUAAUUUGAUAUUUAUUAGUCUGUUCAUAAUAAGGCUGGAGCUUUAAAAAAUUCACCUGGUAAAACUCAUUAACAGGCUUUCUGAUAAGGAAUUAAAAAAUAAUUUGUGGCAGUGGCCAAGCAUAGAGCUUUAUUUAUUUUUUAAAAGAUUUAUUUAUUUUUAUACAAGAGCUGGGGUACAGGCCAGAGGCGCAGGAGGGUGGGAGGAUUCACCAGAGACAGAGUGGGGAACAGAACAGGCAGACUGAUGAAAUACACUGCUGAGGGGAGCAGCUGUGGGCGAGACAGGAGAGGUCUGCCGCACCAUGUGAGAUUCUCUCCAGCCGGCUGGGAUUGAACCUGUGCUGCAGAGGCUGCAAACAGCUUCACAGCGCUGUGCUCAACCCCCUGAGCCAUGGGGGGGGGGGCACAGAGAGAUUUAAAGAAGAAUGCAAGGUAAGAGAAUAAUGGAGUAAUUGACCCCUUUGUUUAAUUAGUGGCUCUUCAUCUUAAAGGAAUAAUGUGAUUUUCUGCUUUCAGUUUGAGUUUAAAUAUAUUGUAUGGUAGAAUAUGAAUGAUAGGAAGUUGUAAAUGGGGCCAUCUUUUGUGGGUGGUUGUAAACUUGAUCUAAGAGGGUUAUGGAUAACUUCUUUGGAGCUAGAGAUAAUCAGAAGAGACAGAAAGAAUGGCCUAUGCCCAAGUAAUGUGCAAAAGUAAAGCAGUUGGAGCUUACAGUUUUUAGAGUCCAGAGGCUCGUUCACCAUGAGAAACCUGAGGGUAGAUAAAACCUGUUUUAUCAGAGUGGAUGUAAACUUUGUGAACUCAGGGAGGUAAACUUUGAUGACAUGUAAAUAUAACAACCUUGAACAGUUGGAACAGUUGAAUGUUGUCUGGAGAACUUCUAUAAAAACAGACCAGAAAUGAAUUUGGAAAAGAGUGAAGGAUUUACAUAUGUGCAUGGAAAACAAUGACUGUACUAGUCAAUUUAUUAGUCAGUUUAUCCUUAUAUAUAACUGAAUAUUUUUCUAAAAUAGUAAGACAGAUUUCUUAAAAUACUAAGACAGCUUAAACUACAGAUUUAGUGUAAUUGAAUACUUCAAACCUUGACAGAAAUAUCAAACUAAUGAAGAAUCUGACUUUUUCACUAACUUGAUUUUUUUCACUGAAGUGAAAUAGACAAAACAUAUUGUUUUCAGGUGUACAACAUAAUGAUUUGAUAUUUGUAUAGAUUGCAAAAUGAUCACCAAAAUAAAACUAGUUGAUGUCCAUUCCCAUACAUAGUCACAAAGGUUUUUUUUCCUUGUGAUGAGGGACUUCUCAGAUCUACUUAGCAACUUGCAAACAUACAAACACUGUGAAGAUUAUCCACAGCCUCUGCAGCAUGAGUCCGAUCCUUGGCGGCCAGCCAG